Messenger RNA from Nannizzia gypsea CBS 118893, 741 nucleotides. RefSeq lists its product as hypothetical. The record is from RefSeq and is a predicted model, not a curated record. NCBI's taxonomy places the organism in Eukaryota, Fungi, Ascomycota, Eurotiomycetes, Onygenales, Arthrodermataceae. The transcript has 3 exons. Bases 1 to 741 code for a protein of 246 amino acids.
AUGAGGAUGCACUUCUCGCUAGGCCCCUUUGUCGGAGUCCUCUUGACUCUCGCCUUUGCGACCAUCGCUGCAAAGGGACACACGGUCAUCGUCUACCCAGGAUGGAGAGAGAACAACCUGCACAGCAACGGGACCGUCGACGAGACCAACGGCGCCGGCGUAGCCAUCAGAUCAAACUCCUCUGAACUCCUAUAUCCAUACGGCAUGCAAUGGAUCUACCCAUGCGGCGGCACAGUAACCAGCACGAACAGGACGAAAUGGCCGCUCAAGGGCGGUGCGAUCUCCUUCCAGCCCGGCUGGUUCCCAGGCCACAAGACGGCGCUCAUCUACCUCAACCUGGGCCUGGGCACGACUCCCCUUAACAUGAGUCUGCCCAUGGUUCCGCCCUUCCAGAUCACCGGCCCAACCGUCGCCCCGUACCCAGGCACCUUCUGUCUGCCCCAGGUCCCACUCCCUGCCAACAUCAGCGUCAACGUAGGCGACAACGCUACCAUCCAGGUCGUCGAGGCUGCCCGUCACGGCGCUGUGCUAUACAACUGCGUCGACAUCACCUUCGCGGAACCAGAGGACGUCGAGCCAGUCACACCCGAAAACUGCUUCAACUCGACCAACAUCACCUCCAGCACCAUCUACGCUAUCCCCGACAAGCCUACCAAUGCAGCUCAUGUCACUGCUGUAUUUACCGCGUUGGGAGUCAUGCCUCUCCUCCUCGCUGGAUACUACUUUAGCAUCAUGCUGUAA